Haemonchus placei is the source of this 2214-nucleotide messenger RNA. The record is from the annotation of a GenBank genome assembly. Lineage: Eukaryota; Metazoa; Nematoda; Chromadorea; Rhabditida; Trichostrongylidae.
CGUAUGCGCAAGAGCGGUCAGUCGCCUGCAACGUGUUUUCAGACCGGAAUAUGUUUCUGUUGUUUAUUUGCCCUCUACAAAAUGAUGUACAUGUUCCUCUCACCUAUGCUGUGGGCCGUGCUUGUCGGCACCGUACUAUUUCCAUUCAAAAAGAACGUCACCACUGUUGUUCAAGGUUGGUUGACUGAACUUCAAGAGAACAAUACCCCUUUGGUGGUCGGUGUUCUAGCUAUGCCAAUAUGCGCCCUGAAAUCAUUUUCUGAAAAAGUUUACUCAACGGCGACAAGCGCAACAGGGCUUCAAAUUGUGUGCGCUUACAUCGCUCUAAAGGUGCUUACCUAUGAGCGGACAUUCGCUUACGUAAUCGGAUUCCUGGGUCGAUUGUAUGGCUAUAUCGAUGGCUUCAUUGUCUUUUUCUCGGAGGCUUGGGUAUUUCCUCUGAUGACUUUGUACUUUUGUGCAUAUACCGCAUGGAUCUUUGUUCAACGUCCUGGAACAGUUAAUAAGAAGGUUGCGCGAGUGCUCUCUUUGCCGUUGUGGAUAUACGUGCUUUCCGCGAUCUCUCUGUACUUUGGCGUCUUUAAAGCGGCAGUGUUUGCUGCUUGCUCCGUGGUCUUGGGUCUUCUGUCAGCUGGCGUGAAUAUCGAAACUGAAAGCGAAACGGCGAAGUUGAUCGAAAAACCUCACGAAGGUAGUGGGUUACGAACUAACUAUGAUAUGUACUCAUUUGGUUUAUCCUGUCCAGUUUAUUCCACAUGUUUAGUUAUUGAUCGGAAGUGCCCUUUUACAGAUACAACAUCCGUGGUUUCCCUUGACAAAGCGCUUGGUAGCGACUCGCUUAUUCUAAUUGUUGCUGGUUUGUGCGCCUUGUCUUGGAUGGUGCGACAUGAUUCUGCACUUCUUUUCAUUGCUAUACCCUUCUUCAUAGCUGCUAUCAGCAAAAUAGCAGUCGGUGGAGCUCUUAAUUCUUUAUGGAGUAAAGUAUACCCUCCGAUCAAGAAGGUCAUUGAUAUAUCAGUCGCCGGUUCUUUGCGAAAGUUCGUGAAGGUGCUAUUUACUUCCGAUCAGAUGCUGGCUUCAUCUCUGCAUGACAAAAUGGAUGUUCUCUCAUCUGUAGUCGUCAUGGGCUUUCUAGCAUUUUUUGCCCUUCUCACCGUGUUAUUCGUUGGAUUUCAACUUCACAAUGAAACGGUGCACAUCAUUCGACUUUCGUCGAGCAUAAUCAAUUCUCGACCGGACUGGCUCAGUGCUGCGAGGAACUUNUGCAGAUCUCUUCUUCAAUAUGCUGGCUACGAACAAGGUCGCGCAUGGUUAGCAUCGAACGUGCGUUCUCUGGUGCCUCAGGAUACCGUGAGAGCGGAUAUGCUCGAGAAACAAGUGAUGCAGAUUGUGGACAAUCUGUACAAAAUGUGGGAGGAAAGGGACACCACUGCUUCACCUGAAGGUGAAGUACGAGACUGGAAAGCGCAGUUAAUGUCAGUCACUGAUUUGCGUGCAUUCAAAGAGGAAAUCACUCUCAUAGUGAAGGAGAAUCUUGAUACUUUGAUGGGUGUAGCUCGUUCAAUAUGGUCUGUGCUGUCAGUGAAUCUUACUUUCGUUCUAUCGCUGAUGGCUGCCUUGGCUGGGCUUUUGUUCAGCUUCGGAAUGGACAUACUUAACACCAUUAUCGAAAUAAUUGUCUUCCUCACGAUGGUCUACUAUCUUCUGUCAGCAUCCAGGGAAAGAUGGUUACCGAUUCAGUGGUUUAGCGAUAUGUCCGAUGUUACUGGUGCAAUAGAGCAAGCAAUUUUCGGAGUUUUCGUGUUGUCUUUAAAGAUGGCCGUUUUCUAUGGGCUGUAUACAUCAUUCACUAUAUUUGCAGUGCUUGCUGCUCUCUUCGCCGCCAUUCCGAUUAUGCCGCCGUACAUUGUGGCCAUUUUUGGAUUUUUAGAAUUGUGGCUGGUGCGAGAUGAGUUGUCGGUAGCGAUUGUGUUUGCCAUUAUGUCGUUUGCACCGCAUAUGUAUGUGGAUGCUGCUUUCUACAGAGAAGUAAAGUUCUCUCAUCCUUAUGUGACUGGCCUGUCAAUCCUUGGAGGCAUGUAUUGGCUUGGAUUACAGGGAGCGAUAAUCGGACCGAUAAUACUCUGCUCGUUCUUAGUUCUUAUUAACGUCUACAUGCAGUUCGCGAAACCGAAGGGAGAAAAGAUGAAGACAGAAGUAAAGUAUGUAGUAUGU